AUGUUUGAGAUUGAAGAAUCCAAGCUUGGGCAUGGAUAUGUCCACAUCAAAUGUUGUUACAAUAACAAAUAUUGGGUUCUUCAAUCUCCAUCUUCCCACUACAUUGUUGCCACUGCCAAUGAAAAAGAUGAAAAUCUAUCAGCACAUUCUUGCACCUUGUUCAAGCCCAAUUACAAAGAUGGCGACAAUAAACACCAUACAUUCCGCUUUCAACACGUCUUUCUCAACUUCAGUGUAUUUUUCCAACAAGCCCGAGAAUCAACGCACCGUGAUUGCUUAAUGGUAAAUUUCGAUCUACCAAACGAAUUCUCGACCGUCCUCAAUUUUGAUACAUAUCUUUUCCUACCUAAACAUGUUGCUUUCAAAAGCCUCAUAAACAAUCAAUACCUUCGACGAAAGAGCAAUGGCACGAAUCUAUUGGCAUUUCGAAGCACAAAUAAGGCAGAUCCAAAAGUGACCCAAGAAGUCAUAAGGACACCCGACGGUCACUUUGGUUUGAAGAAUGUUGCUGACAGGAAGUUUUUUACUGUUAGCGACGACGCUUGGAUUGUAUUGGACGAUGAUAAGUCAACGGAAAAGAAUGAUCCGGGAAGAUUUUUUUGGCCUAUCAAAGUUGAACACAAUGUGGUGGCCCUUCGUAAUGCUGGCGGUAAUAAAAUUUGCGCGUACGCGUCUCGAGUCUUAACUGGACAUGGAGAUUGUUUUGCUCCUUCUCCCUAUAUCAUUGACGAAAAAGCAAAGUUGGAAGUAAUUGAUUUUGUGCUUUCACGAUACAUUUAUAGUGUCCAAUUCCAUCUUUCUGAUGCUAGGAGAUAUAAUGAGAAGCCCCUUCUGAUGACAAGCACUAUUGUUGAGAACAAAAAUUCUCAAGAAAAAAUAUUCACCAUCAAACUCUCUUACCAAGAUACUACCACCUCGACGUGGAGGGUCAACGUGAACCCUAUGUUAGGCAUCAAGAUGAAGUUCGACACCGCUGUUCCGAAAGUUUUCGAAGGAGAGAUUGAAUUUUGUUCUGAGUUAUCUGAGGACUACUACACUUGGGGAGAAACACAUCAAAUGAAAUAUCAUGCUGAGGUUGUGCAUGAGGUUACUGUGCCUGCUGGGACUAAAGUUAAGGCUAGUGUAAUGGCAACACAAGCGAGUUGUGACAUUCCUUUCUCGUACAUUCAACGCGACAAACUCAACGAUGGAGGGUAUAGUACUCAACGUUACCAUGAUGGUCUUUAUAACGUCGUAAGUUCUUAUAAUUAUCAAUUUGUCAUUGAAAAGGUUUAA
Messenger RNA from Cucumis sativus (cucumber), 1275 nucleotides. RefSeq lists its product as uncharacterized. The coding region runs from base 1 to 1275 and encodes 424 amino acids. The record is from RefSeq and is a predicted model, not a curated record. Gene Ontology annotation, cellular component: extracellular region. NCBI's taxonomy places the organism in Eukaryota, Viridiplantae, Streptophyta, Magnoliopsida, Cucurbitales, Cucurbitaceae. The transcript has a single exon.